AUGUCUAUCAAAAAACCAAUGGACAUGGAGAGGGUAAGAAGAAAUGCAGAGGCUCUGGUGGUGAAGGCGAUGAAAGGGAACGAUGCUUCCCAUGACGCAGCUCAUGUUUGGAGAGUUCGCGACCUUGCUCUCUCCCUUGCCAAUGAGGAAGGCAUCUCUUCCGAUCCUAACUCCAUACAAAUCGUUGAGCUUGCUGCACUGCUCCACGACAUAGCUGACUACAAAUACCUUAGGGACCCAUCUGAAGAAAAGAUUGUUGAGAGUUUUCUUGAACAAGAGGGAGUCGAGGAGGACAAGAAAUUAAAAAUUUUGAAGAUCAUCAGAGGAAUGGGUUUCAAGGAAGAGGUGACUGGAAAUGGAAGCAGUGAUUGGUUUCCAGAAUUUGGAGUUGUACAAGAUGCUGAUCGACUUGAUGCCAUUGGUGCUAUAGGAAUUGCACGUUGCUUCACCUUCGGUGGGAGUAGGAACAGGUUGCUGCAUGAUCCUGCCAUUCUGCCACGAUCUGAUUUGUCCAAGGAGCAAUACAUGAACAAAGAGGAACAGACUACUAUUAAUCAUUUUCAUGAGAAGCUUCUCAAGCUCAAAGAUAUGAUGAAAACCAAGGCUGGGAAAAGGAGGGCUGAAAGAAGGCAUAAGUUCAUGGAGGAGUUUGUGAAAGAGUUCUAUGACGAAUGGAAUGGCUUAAGCUGA
Molecule: messenger RNA, 690 nt
Organism: Sphenostylis stenocarpa
Lineage: Eukaryota; Viridiplantae; Streptophyta; Magnoliopsida; Fabales; Fabaceae
Source: the annotation of a GenBank genome assembly